GUACACUUAAAACACGCUGAAGAGCUUACAAUUUAUACCGAGAAGAAGAAGAGACCGUUGCCUAGAGAGGAGCCUUCCUAUAGCCUGCAUAAUGCCUUUCUCAUAGAGCUGGUGCGAGGUGGAGCGGUUUGCAGAAAAGAUAGAGAUGUUGAGAGGAGGAAGUCGAACGAGAUGGCUGAUCAGAAAUCAGCAAUCGAGGAGUCCAGUUUGACUUUG
This is a messenger RNA of Linum tenue, 216 nucleotides long. Lineage: Eukaryota; Viridiplantae; Streptophyta; Magnoliopsida; Malpighiales; Linaceae. The record is from the annotation of a GenBank genome assembly.